AUGGAGACUGUUGAGAAUGGAAAGCAGAAUACCAAGAGAGAGAGAGAAGUUGUUGAGAAUGGGAAGCAGAAUAUCAAGAGAGAGCAAGCAGUUGCCGUCUACUCUGCUGUAGAUGAUCAGCCCUCUCUUUGGGUAAUUGUAAAGAGACAGCGAGUUGACGAUGACGACGAGGAGUACUUGAGAAGGAGAAAUCUGCCACUUGGGUUACGGCAUGGGUUCUUUCCCGACGACAAUGUACUAAUUGAGGAGUACUUGAAGCCCAAGCUGUUUAACCAGCCCCUCCCAAAAAACCCGAUCAUCGACAUGGACAUAUAUCUCCACAGCCCUGAAGUUCUUGCAGAUGAUGAAAAUCAAAUUAAGGAAUGGUACUAUUUUACUCCAAGAUAUCGAAAGUACCCAAGAGGAAGUCUUCGUCCAAGGCGAUCAGCGGGUGAUGGAUACUGGAAGGCAACUGGAGCUGAGAGGCAAAUUAAAGAUAAGGUAAACACCAUUAUUGGGUUUUCUAAAACACUGGUUUUCUACAAAGGAGAACCUCCAAAGGGUCAGAAGACCAAUUGGAUUAUGCGUGAAUAUAGGCUCAAUCCUCCUCCUCCUCUCAGAUCAACCAAUGACAUCAUGAGACUAGACGACUGUGUUCUAUGCAGGAUCUAUCAGAAGAAAGAGGGGGUAGUGAUCAAGGCAGCUACAUCCGCCAUAUCUUUGUCGAAUGGUGGACUGCAGCAGGCCCAAUUGAUGCAUCAACCUCCGUCGUCGUUCGAUCGAUAUCAUGCACUUACGUGA
Corylus avellana is the source of this 780-nucleotide messenger RNA. The record is from RefSeq and is a predicted model, not a curated record. NCBI's taxonomy places the organism in Eukaryota, Viridiplantae, Streptophyta, Magnoliopsida, Fagales, Betulaceae.